AUAUAGCCAGUUGAUGUCAGCUGAAUGCCAGUCUCUUCAGAAAAGCUCAGUCCCCAGUUUGAGUCAGAGUAGGGACCAUGCUGUCCCAUGCUCAAGGAUAAAAACCAUCAGGCCCAAGUGCCAUCUAUAGUCCAUCUCCAGAGUCUUCCUCCACAAACUGGGAUUCAUCCCCGCUGAAAAAGCACAAUCUAACAGCAAGGGAACAAAAAAACCAUGCUAUCACAUAAUACUAUGGUGAAGCAGAGAAAACAGCAAGCAACAGCCAUCAUGAAGGAAGUCCAUGGAAAUGAUGUUGAUGGCAUGGACCUGGGCAAAAAGGUCAGCAUCCCCAGAGACAUCAUGUUGGAAGAAUUAUCCCAUCUCAGUAACCGUGGUGCCAGGCUAUUUAAGAUGCGUCAAAGAAGAUCUGACAAAUACACAUUUGAAAAUUUCCAGUACCAAUCUAGAGCACAAAUAAAUCACAGUAUUGCUAUGCAGAAUGGGAAAGUGGAUGGAAGUAACUUGGAAGGUGGUUCGCAGCAAGCCCCCUUGACUCCUCCCAACACCCCAGAUCCACGAAGCCCUGCAAAUCCAGACAACAUUGCUCCAGGAUAUUCUGGACCACUGAAGGAAAUUCCUCCCGAAAAAUUCAACACCACAGCUGUCCCUAAGUACUAUCAAUCUCCCUGGGAACAAGCCAUUAGCAAUGAUCCAGAGCUUUUAGAGGCUUUAUAUCCUAAACUUUUCAAGCCUGAAGGAAAGGCAGAACUGCCUGAUUACAGGAGCUUUAACAGGGUUGCCACACCAUUUGGAGGUUUUGAAAAAGCAUCAAGAAUGGUUAAAUUUAAAGUUCCAGAUUUUGAGCUACUAUUGCUAACAGAUCCCAGGUUUAUGUCCUUUGUCAAUCCCCUUUCUGGCAGACGGUCCUUUAAUAGGACUCCUAAGGGAUGGAUAUCUGAGAAUAUUCCUAUAGUGAUAACAACCGAACCUACAGAUGAUACCACUGUACCAGAAUCAGAAGACCUAUGAAAAGAAAGUUGUAUGUGCCACAUAAAACUCUGAAUAUAAAAGUUGCUGUUUUACUAUUUUAAUUACUGGCAAAGCCACUUGCAUUUUUCAUUAGUAGCAAUAAUAGCAAUUUAGUGAUUUUCCUUUUGUGACAUUCAAUUUCAAUCUCAGAUCAAAUACUAAUAAACAAUUAGAAAUCUUACUUUAAAAAACUUAUAACUCACUUGUCUUCAUUCAUAAUUUUGUUUUCACCUGGUUUAAAGAAUCUAGACAUUUUACUGCAAAAGUUCAGAUGGAAAAGUAAUUGACAGUUUCACCUUUGUCUCAUUUUAUAUGAUUUAUUGCAGGGUAAGUUUUUCAAGUGGAAUCUAGAAUCAAAAUACAGGGAGAGAUAUGAAGACUUAUUCAGAGUUUCAUCUAAGGGAUGAAAGCUAUGGAAGAUGAUGUACAAAUGUUAUUGAUGGAGAAAAUGGUUGGGUGUGUCCUUUCUGGUGACCAUGAGAAAAUAAUAUGUCUUGAUGAAGUCUUUUCAUUAGUCACUCUUAGAAUUCUAAAGUGCUUCGCACUUUUCAAUAUGUUUUGAAUCAUUAGGUAAUUUAUUCUGGAUGAUAUUGUCCAAAGUUCAAUUCAGUUAUUAUAUUCAUUUAGCAUUAAGUCAAGGAGACUGAGAGACAAUGACUCAAGGGAUGUCACAGUACCAUAGUUUUAAGGACCAAGGUGUGCCCAGAAUUCAAGUUUCACAAAUCCCAGUGCUGUGCAUUGAUUACGUUCAACUUUAUGUGUGCAUUUUUAGAAGAGUAAGAACAAAUAAAGUACACACUAAUAUACAUAUAAAUACAUACAUGUUUGUGAGAGAAGGAAAGAGUAAGUAAUUUGAAUAGGCAGCUUUCUUUGCUAAAUCUUUAAAUUCUGUUAAAAUCCUCAAGUAACUGGGGAGUACAUGCUUUAGGAAACAAACAAAAACAAAGGGCAUGAAAGUAUCUGAAAGCAAGGUAGCACACAUCUAUCGUAAUAUAUGUAAUAUAUUGACAUAGAAGACUCAAACUAAACUAAUAUAAAGUUAUAGUUAUAUCUUAAAAUAUGAUUGAAGAAGUAUAUGACAUACAACUUAUAGAAAUCAGUAUCAAUUCCUUCCAUUUCAAUUCAGUUAAGACUUCUGUGAUAGAUGUUUAUAGCAGAGAAGAAAUGUCUCAUCAAUAGAAAACUAUCAGAUAAAGUUUAGGAGAUAGGAAGAAGGACUGUGUAUAGUAAUGAAAAUACCAAGUUGCAACAUUACAUAUUUACAAAAAAAAAUCUGUGUUUGUAGUGUGGAAAUUGGUGACUAUUUUAAUCAUCAUCUAGACUUGUAAGUAGAAAAAUUUUAAAAAUUUGCUUAUGAAAAUAUAACCCCCAGAAAGUAACAAUGACAAAGUAUUGUAUUUAUACAUAUUAUUGUAGAGAAUUUGUAUAUUUUUAAAUACGUCUUAAGAUAUCUUAAUUUUAUUUAUAAGUUUUGGUGUUUACCUGUUUUAAAAUGAUAAUGUUGGCAUCUGUGAUAAACUAUCAAUGAGGCUCCCAUCAUGCCAUUUUUUGUUCAUUUUAAUCUUUAAAAAAUAAAAAUUAGGCAUAUU
Molecule: messenger RNA, 2597 nt
Organism: Nomascus leucogenys (northern white-cheeked gibbon)
Lineage: Eukaryota; Metazoa; Chordata; Mammalia; Primates; Hylobatidae
Gene: MYOZ2
Product: myozenin 2
Cellular component (GO): Z disc; actin cytoskeleton
Molecular function (GO): actin binding; FATZ binding; telethonin binding
Source: RefSeq, a predicted model, not a curated record